UAGUCGGAAGUGACGUUUGCUGAUGUAGGUUUGGUUGGUGCGCAGCAGUUCUAGACAGAGAGGAAAGGGGAGACACAAGAGACAAGAAAAAUAUAUAACAAUACCAGAGGGAAAGAAGAGACAGGAAAAGGAAAAUCGGUUGAGCAAGCCUAAAAAACGUUCUUCUGCAGCAUGAACCCUGUUUAUAGCCCUGCACCAACAGGGGUCCCCUAUCCAAAUUCAAAGGGAAUCGGAUACCCAGCUGGUUUUCCAGUUGGCUAUGCGGCAGCAGCUCCAGCAUACUCUCCCAACAUGUACCCAGGAGCCAGCACAGCGUUCCAGACAGGGUACACUCCAGGCACGCCAUACAAAGUAUCCCCAACCACUGGUGCGGUUCCCCCUUACUCCUCAUCACCAAACCCCUAUCAGGCUGCUGUCUACCCAGUGAGAAGUGCCUACCCCCAGCAGAACCCCUACGCACAGCAGCAGGGCACUUACUACACACAGCCUCUCUACGCCACGCCCCCUCAUGUCAUUCACCACACCACAGUGGUGCAGCCCAAUGGCAUGCCAGCUGCCAUGUAUGCCCCUCCCAUUCCUCCUCCUCGAGCCAAUGGUGUCACCAUGGGGAUGGUAGCAGGGACCACUAUGGCGAUGUCGGCUGGGACUUUGUUGACGACUCAUUCCCCAACUCCAGUAGCCCCUCACCCUGUCACAAUGCCCACAUACCGGCCCCCUGGCACGCCCACCUACAGCUACGUGCCCCCACAGUGGUGAACUGUCCGACAGUGUUUCAAGAUGGUAGAUAUGCAUUCAUAUUCAGUCCAGUAUUGUUCAAUUGGUGCUGAUGCCCCGAUGUCUCCAACCAGGAUUUCUUCCUUCCAAAAUGCUAAAAAAUAAUCUGUUCGAAAACGCAAAAACGGAACCGGAAUAGGGAAUCUUCCCAUGCUCCCAACACCUUGCUGAAACACUACCGGGCACCCCUCUCAGCCUCAACUGCAUAUCUCACAUCUGGUAACAAGGUCUUGAUGCAAACGUGUGUUUUGUGGACUGUCUUGCAAUUUUAUAGCUAUAAAAAUGUUAAAAAAGGGAGUAUAAUUUUAUUUGGGUCCAUAUCUGGUUGAAUGCAUGUUUAAAUACAAAAAAAAAUGCUUGCUCAAUCUACCUGCAGUGACUGAUGCAAGACUGUCGUAUGCAAAAAAAUCCAAAGGAAGUGAAAGAAGAUCAUGAAAAACAAUUCUCUGCAACUCUGUAUCACUAAUGCAAUGUCUUAAUGUUCUUUUUCUUUAAAAAGUGUAAGCCUGUUGUAUAUAUAAAAAAAAAAGCUCAGUGCAGUUUGGUUUGACGCACUACAGUUCAGAAUUCUUUUCUGGUUUGGUGUUGCCUGAGUGGUCAGACCAAAGGAGAUGGUCUCAUUUCAUUGGCAGUGCUGCAUCUAUUUAGCUGGUGAGGAAUGGCAUCUGAGGUGAAUGAGGUGGUUGUGAGUGGUGUGUUCAUGAAGCCGCUGCCUUUUUUGUCCUUGCGUGUAGUGUUGUCAAAGAAGCACAUGUCCGUGGUGGAGCGAGUGCGCACGUAUUGAAAGAAGUGUGCAGUAAGGUCUAGGGGAGCUUUGAACAGUUCUGCACAAUUGGUCUGUUCUUCUGAUUUCUAUGCUUUGUUUCUCAUUUGACACCUGAUGAGAAAACUGCUAAGCCCUGCUAAUACUGACACAUGGAGGGGGAAAAAGCACCAAAAACAAACGAGCACAGCCUGAAGACUGAAACCGUUUUGAAAGGGGACCUCAGCCUAGUUGUCAGUUUUUAGCAGGCAUGCACGCUAGUCAUUUUACUUUCAAAAGCUACAGGCUUAUAGUUCAAUAAACCACAAUGGGAAGAUUUUAGGUGGAGUUGCAGUGUGCAGAUCUUCAGUGAAAGAAAGCUGAGCCCUAUGUAGCAGGAGGUCCUUUUUCUAUUAGGGCCCAAAGAAACUGUGACAGUGGUGCAGGACUUGAAUUGACUGACAAAUAGGUUGCAUCGGACCUGCCUUUUUGUGUCAAGAAAUUAACGUCUAUUUUUUGUGAUUCAGCACUUCCCAGGUCAGAACUGAACAGCUGUAAUUCAGCUAUCUAGUUUGAGUUGUCUUGUCAGUUCUGAUGCUUUUGUACUGCCAUAAGGAGUUCUAGGUCUCAUUUUGCUUAGCAUUGACCAAGAGUGGCAAAUACAACUGUAGAAAAAGAUAUCUUAAAUUAUAUCGUCAGAGAUGGAGGUAAUGAGUAGACUCAGCCAUUGACAUAACCCAUCUAUUAAUUCAGAGUCGUAAUCUUUCUGCUUACCUUAAAGAUAAUUCAAAAUUUUACCUCCCUUUUUAAUAGAUUUUUCAGUGACUGGAUAUUUUACAUUUAAAUACGUUUGUUUUGGAGACCCUAAAUUUAUACUGAGAGGCAUUAAAACCCUAAUAUGCUAUUGCUUUGUUUAUAAAUGCAUUUUUAAUGCCCCUUGGUUUGUGUGUGUGCAUAAAUAUAUGCAGCACAGUAAUAUUUAAGAUGAUAUCUGGUUUUAGCACCAAAUGAGAAGAAGCCUCAUUUUCUCAGAAGAAACUGGUUUAUUCUCAACCUGCAAGGGAUCAGUUACAGCAUAUGUUUCAGAGAGAGUUGUCUUUGUUGUUUUUAGACAGAAGGCCUCAUAGCUGAUAAGAUCACAUUAUGACAUCAUUUCAGUCUCUGCACUGAGGUUGAACCUAAGGAUUAAACAGUUUGAAAAAGCUGUUAAGGACAUGAAACAGUGAAUGGACAGUACCUCUUUAUACUAUGGAUAUGGAUGCAUUUUUCUGGAGGGUAGAUUUUGUAGGUGACCCAAGCUUCAAAUCACAUGUCAUUUUCAAUUGCUGUUCCAACCUGUGGCACGAGUAUCUUGUAUUUAAGACGCAGAAGUAUUAGACCAGGGCAUGUGACGUUCCAAUAGUCUCCUCCAACUUUGUUCUCUGCAAAGUAAAACAGAUGGAUAUCGUUCAAUAUGUAUUUGUAUCAGUCCUUAAACAGACUACACUAUAUGUACUCCUAUGUUCUGAGCAGCCUGUUUAUAUAAUAAAGAGAAAUGUCUUACGGCAUGGUUAUAGAAAAACUAAAAUAUACCCAUCAAGCAGCUUAAAGCUUAAGUCAGAAUCAAUCCAGUGCUCUGUCACAUUUAGGUGAAGGUUUCAGUUCAUCUGCAGAUCCUAAAGAAUCAAAACUAUUUUAAUCAAAAUAUAAGUUUAAGUAGUAGCAAUUCAGCAACAAUCUCCAAACAUGCAUAGAAGAAUAUGAAGUAGGCUAUUUGCAGAUUUUCCUGGCCUGUAGGCUCUUCAGCAUUCAUCGAUGAUUGUAUAUAAACCACUUUCAGAAUGGUUCCAUACAAUUCCUUCAUUGUCUUCACUGUUUCUUCAAUAUUAGUGUUUAUCUGCAGUGUUUGUAGCAACAGGGGGAUGGUACACAUCUCAGCUGUGAACUCUUGUUUCCUACUUGCCCUCUAUUUUUUAUUUUUUAUGUAGAUGUCCUCAACACCACCUUACAAUCCUGAUCUUUUUCAUUUGCGUUUUCUACUGGGCACUGCAAUGUGAACAAACUUUCCAGUGGUAGCUGAAUUUUAGAUGACACUGCCUGGUGCCUCCCUUUCAUGACAUUUCAAUACCGCAAUCCACACUAGCAGUGGAAAAGAUGGCUCUGGUGGUAGUUAUUAGUUUUCCUUCCUUAGUGGUGAUGUUCACUAUAUUUUUUUUAGAAACUGCAUAGAGAAAUGUUAAGAUUUCCUUUAAGCAAUGCAAUUUUAGCAAGUCUUUUUUUUUUACUAUUUAAAAGGGCACUGAGUAACAUUUCAAGGUGUUUCUCUUUUAAAUUGCACUUGUGAUUAUCAUUUUUUUUUAAAAGAAUAUCCAGUCUUGUUCUUAAAUUUCUCAUAUACAUUCCUAGAGGCUGCUCUGUAAAGCUGUGGUUACUUGUCAGUUUAGUUUCAUUACAUUUAUGACAAAAGAAGCUUUGAAUUUGUUACACCAAUUGCUUGUUUCCAAUUGAAAGGAUAACAUUAGAGGAACAGUGGCCAGAUUGAUGCAUUUUUAUUCUUUCCUGACUCUGAAGUAUCCUGUGAUCUUUCUGCAUGUAAGAGAGAAGAUAGUUUUUCCUUAUAAUGACCAGGCCAGCUGAGGUCUGUAUAAUCCAAGGUACUGUGAUGUUUUGUUUGCCAGAGGUACGUAGUUUUUUGGGGGGAGUUUACUUUUUAUUCUAAAAAUUCCUUAUAUUCUUCUGUUCUACUUUCUGUUGCACACUUGAUUGAGGACGACACUCAAAGACACUACUUAAAGAUGCUUAGCUGUUUCUUCUAGACCUUUGAUCAAAUCAAUGUUCUCCCUUAACGUGUUUGCCAGCUUUUGAAGUACCUCAGCAAAGUCCAGUGAUACCAUCCUUAUAGAACUAGGCUCAGGUGAUUUCUAGUGUGCUGCAUCUGUGCAGUCUUUUUGCUCACAUGACCAGGCCUUUCUUAUACAUAAUUUAACUUAAAGUACAUUACUUCCAUCCCUUCCUUGCUUUGUAGUCUAAAUGGACACAAUUUCAGGCACAAAUGUUCGCACUUAGUCACAUGUCCACACAUCUGAAUUAUUUCUUCUUUAUGUCUGUUUAUAAGUAUUCCUGCAGUCUUAGUGUCAAAAGACCAAGUAAUACAUAAUUAGAAAAUGUAUGCACCGUGUUGCUAGGACUAUAGGAUUGAGCUACACCGAGGUGAUCAGGUUCUUUUUGAUUUUCCAGUCUAGCUCUUUAAUUUUUCCAGAUGCAAGGCUGUAUUAUUGACCGAUAUGUUAGUGUAGUAAAGGUGUAAGGAUUUUAUUCAUGGUUGUUAACAGGGUACAAGGAUUCAUAACCAAAAAACACUGUGUGCUGUAGAAGAGUUGCAUACAACUUCUGUUCAGCUAUCUGGGUAAUGUUCACAGGAAGUGUUUAGAAUGAUGCUGACUGAGAUGGUUACAAAUUUGUAAUGGAAGAACAUCUACCAAAAUGUAUAUUGGUUGAUCUAGAUGAGUUCCUGGAAAGCUGCAGGGUUUGAACUCCCAUGGUCAGUGAGCAGUGAUCUGGAAAGAUUAUUAACGCGUCCUAAUUAAGCUAUUGAUUGAUCUGCAGCGUGAUUCUGAACCACGCUGCAGUGAAAACCAGGGGAUGUCGCACACCCUUCCCCUAAAUCGGUUCUCCAGUUGGAAAAAGGAAAAAAAACCAAUACCUGGCAAGAGAAGGAGAGUUAUUAGUACCUUUAAAGCACGAUGGCCCCCCAAAAAACUGUUUUUAAUUGAAAUUUUGAAAUGAUUGAGAAAUUAGAUUAACCAGAAAAAUAAUGUAUAAUCUCAUCCUCUGGGUCAAUUUUAUUUCCCAAACUUAAGCAUGAAACAGCUUCAAUUUUCAGCGUGGCUUUAUAUUGCACUCCAUCAGGGAGAUCUGAAUUGAUGACCACGCCUGUCAUGAACAUGUUUCUCUGUAGGUUUGAUACUGUAAUAAGUGGUUUCUUAAAAUCCAUAAUGGAACAACGAUGGGUGUUGCGCCACCCAGUGCAUCCAGGUAAACGUUUUCAGAUAUGGGCCAGCUUGUAUACUUCCACAUGUAAGGUUAGAGUAUUGCAGAAUGCUUUUGUGCAGUGGGCAAUCUUGAUUUUUUUGGUACCCACUAGGUGGCAUUGUGUCUUGUAAUAUGAAGCGAUCAAAUGAAGUAACUAGCAAUGAAGCUAAUCUGCUGUCCACCAUUUAGAUUGAGCUUGUUUGCAAAAGAGCAUUUACUCAGAAUGGCUGUUCCACAGCAUGUAAUUAUAACUGUUUAUUUUUAAGCAUACCGCAAUCUCUUAAGGGUUGUCAAAUGACAAAACUGACAUCCCCCCAAAAGACCCCCCUCUUGCUUUUCAACACAUGUUUUCUUGCUUCUUACAAGGCUGGUCUGCAGAAAUUCACUGCCCUCCUGUUAAGCAAAUGGUAUCAGCCAAUUGAUUUAAUUAUUUUGCCAGGAUUUGAGUUUCUCUUUUUUGUUACCUUGAGGGUUGUUCCUGCACGGUGGAGAUCCAUAGUAUUGAAGUAUUGGCUGUAUUGUAGAGUGAAGAUAUUGAGAGAGCCUCUUCAUAGUGUGAUAUGUCCUGAUAUUUCAGUCAUUAGAGCUGUCUUGUGAUUUCAUGGCACCCAAAGUGCACAAAGGUGGCACAAGAAAUGGAAUGUACUGCUAAAAGUAUAACAGUCCUUGUCCUUGUAUUGAUCCUGAUGCUGAGUGGUUUUCUGUAGCAGUGAUUCUCUGUGUGAAGCACAUUCGAGGCUGUGUCCAAUCACCUCUCCCAGAAUAGUGUGUGUGUGUGUGUGUGUGUGUGUGUGAUGAGACGCCAGAGUCUGCUGUUUUUGUCCAGAUUGGUGCACUCGUGGUGAAUGACACUGUAUUCCUGUUAGGUACAUAUUAAAAAUUCCAAAGCGGUGUAUUUGUUUUGUUUCUUAAAAAGAAAUGCGCUUGGCUUUCAAAGGUGGGGGAUUCUUAUCUUUAUGCUUUCAGAUAAGUGUGUUUGUAUGUUUUUUUUUUCCCUAAAUGUCAACUUACUACAAUGUUGGAUAACUGUGCAGAGGCGCACUGAGCCUAGAGCUGUAAAAUAGGUGACGUCAAGUGGAGACUGAGAAAUUACACUGCAGAUCUGUGUUGCUUUUAUAUAGGACUCAAUUCAAGACCAAAUCAGACUGGUCCACAAUAGGAAACAAAUGGCAGCCUCUCUGACACAACCCUACCUAUUGUCUUAUCCAUUGCUGUUUGAUGGCACUGUUUUUACCUUUUUAUUAUGUAUGAAACACUAUGCUGAACGAGCAAACUUUUCGGUAUUUUCUUUUUUAUUUAAGGUUAGUGUUGUCUUCCAAAAAUAGAAACGAAAACUUUUAAAGCAUCAAAUGUUUUGACAUCUGACAAUAAUUGUAUGGAACACAGCUGAGUUCUCUUUUUUCCAUUUUCAGUUUUCAUUCUGAGCCAGUUGAAUUAUGUGUAAAUUCAUUUUGUUUGUUUUUCAUUGUAAAAGCAAUCUGAAGAGUAGAUGAGCUCAGAGGUUUAAAUUCUUUAAGGCACGUUUAAUGUAACAAAAGUAAUGUAUUAAUACUUAAAAUUUUCAAUAAAGAUUGAAUUGUGUUGCUUAA
Messenger RNA from Lepisosteus oculatus (spotted gar), 7116 nucleotides. RefSeq names its product family with sequence similarity 168 member B (gene fam168b). The record is from RefSeq and is a predicted model, not a curated record. Lineage: Eukaryota; Metazoa; Chordata; Actinopteri; Semionotiformes; Lepisosteidae.